UUCAAUUAAAUUAUACAAUUUAAACAAAUUGAUGCCAAAAAAACAAUGUCAACAAAUAAACGCAUUAUUGUUUCAUUGAUGACAAUGAGACCACCAUUGGAUGACUACUGGUUUGCCAUACCAUCAAUGGUUAAAACUAUUUCCGAUUUGAAAAGAGAGUUAACCGCAGAUAUGGACGCAUUGAAUGGCGUUGAAGUGGAUUUGUUUAUGGAUAAUGUGUUGUUAAGAGACAACUCGUUGAUUGAUAUGAUUGAAGACAAAGACAGAGUUGAGAUCAAAACUAAAACAUCUUGUUUUAUAACAACUCUGUCGACAACAACGAAACGUAUUAAACGGGAACCGAUCGAUGAAAAGUUGAUAACAACUAAUAGUAUCUCAAUUGGUAAUAAAAUGGUCAACAAUUUGAUGACAAAAUGUGUAAAACAGGAAAUAAAUAGUGAUGAAGAAGAGAUGCCAAUUGACACAAAAGUUAGACCAAUGGUUGACAUUAAAGUUGAAAAACAAAGUAUUGUAAAUAAUAAUAAUGAAGAAGAAGUGAUUGAUAUAUCGGAUGAGUCGUCGUGUGAUGACAGCAGUGAUGAUGAGUCCAACGAUGAACAUAACAAUUGCAUUGAUAGAGAUGUCAAUAAUGAUGACAAAGACAAAGUUGAGAUCAAAUCCAAGUUUACAUAUGAUAUUACAACUGAUAUCAAUAACUCUGAGGUGAAGAAGAAACGCUCCAAAAGUCAAUCGAUGGCUAAAGACAUUACUGUAACAGACAGUGAUUGUGUCGGAAAAGUGGAUACAAAACGAGUAAAACAAGAAUCGAUUGAUACGAUUAUCAAAAGUUUGGAUAUCAAUUCAAUGAAGAAGCGCAUCAAAGAACUGAUAGCAACUAAUAGUAUUUCAAAUGAAAAUAAGAAAAUAGUCAACAAUUUAAUGUCAAAAUGGGAGCCAAUAAAUGAUGAAAAAGAUAUGACAGAAGUUAGACCAUUGGUUAACAUUAAAGUUGAAAAACAAAGGAUUGAUACAUCAGAUGAGUCGUCGAGUGAUAGCAGCGAUGAUGAGUCUAUCGAUGAUAACCACAAUACAACUGAUAAGGCUAUGAAUGAUAAUUAUUACAAUACUGUUAUCAAACAAGAGUUACCAAUUGAAUCUAUUGUCAAAAUUCAUGACAACAACAACAACAAUACUGUUAAUGGAUUUACUUCAUUACAAACUAAUGUUUUCAUGGCUACAACAUAUGAGAAGCAAUUUUUGUUGACUACAACUGAAAAUAAUAGCAAAAGACAACAUAAGACAAUGUCUUCUUAUUAUUGUUAUUAUAAUGAUUGUAACAAACUUUAUAAUACGGAACAUCAAUUAGCUCAACACAUGAAAGCUAAACAUCAAAUCAAUUUAUUUCCAUUCAGAUGUCCACAGAAGAGAUGUCAAAGUGUUUUCAAAUUGAAAGAACAACUCGAAGAACAUAAACAAACAAAGCAUUCAAAUACCGGUGCUGUCAUCGGUUCAAUCGAUUCUAAUAUAAAGAGUAUGACAGCAUCUGAUAUCACAUACUUGAGAUUUAAGCAAUCAUUGGUAAAAAAGCCAAAGGUCAGGGUCAAAUUUACAUGCGAUUAUAAUGGUUGCAAUAGACAGUAUAGGAAGAAAAAUAAAUUUAUUUUUCAUCGGCGUUUACAUAACAUAUGCGCUUACGAUGACUGUCUUAAAAUUGAUCCCUUUAUUAAUUCAUAUUAUUUAAUAAAACAUUUAAAAGAUGUCCACAAUAUUGUAUGGUUACCAGCAAUGCUUAACCUUAAGAAAUAA
Molecule: messenger RNA, 1785 nt
Organism: Oppia nitens
Lineage: Eukaryota; Metazoa; Arthropoda; Arachnida; Sarcoptiformes; Oppiidae
Product: protein PFC0760c-like
Exons: 5
Coding region: 46-1785 (579 amino acids)
Biological process (GO): regulation of transcription by RNA polymerase II
Cellular component (GO): nucleus
Molecular function (GO): DNA-binding transcription factor activity, RNA polymerase II-specific; RNA polymerase II cis-regulatory region sequence-specific DNA binding
Source: RefSeq, a predicted model, not a curated record